UGCUAAUUUUCGAGAUGGAGAAGAAAAGUUUAGGUCGCCAAAAGGUUGAGAUGGUGAAAAUGAAGAAUAGUAGCAAUCUCCAAGUAACCUUCUCAAAACGUCGGUCUGGUCUGUUCAAAAAGGCUAGUGAACUUUGCACUCUUUGUGGUGCUGAAAUUGGCAUCAUAGUCUUCUCACCAGGCAAGAAGGUGUUCUCUUUUGGCCACCCUGAAAUUGGAAAUAUUAUUGAUCGAUACCUCAAUCACAGCACUCCGGAGACUUCGGGAACGUCGCAGUUCAUUGAAGCUCAUCGUAAUGCUAAUGUUCGUGAGCUCAACAUGCAUCUUACUGAGAUGGUGAGGCAAUUAGAGGUUGAGAAAAGGCGUGGAGAAGAGCUUGACCAAAUGAGGAGAACAAGCCAAAGCCAACACUGGUGGGAGGCCCCAAUUGAGGAACUUAGCCUGCCACAUCUCCAGCAACUGAAAUCUGCCAUGGAGGAGUUGAAAAAGAACAUGGCAAAGCAAGCAGAGAAGCAUCUUAUUCAGAGUACAAAUUCCCAGCAGUUUUUCAUGGGGAGUUCCAGCGCCGGGGUGUUCCCUAAUUAUGAGACAAAGAACAUUUCAUUCGAUGUAAACAUGAUGCCUCAGGGAUACAAUGCCCCGAAUAUGAUACCUCCUGGAUUCAACUUCAAUCCUGAAGGAUACAAUCCGAACCCUCAAGGGUACAAUCCUGAAUUCGGACGUGGAUUUUUCUAAUCAAUUUUAGUUGCUUUGGG
Messenger RNA from Durio zibethinus, 754 nucleotides. RefSeq lists its product as uncharacterized. Gene Ontology annotation, molecular function: protein dimerization activity; DNA-binding transcription factor activity, RNA polymerase II-specific; RNA polymerase II cis-regulatory region sequence-specific DNA binding. Gene Ontology annotation, biological process: positive regulation of transcription by RNA polymerase II. The record is from RefSeq and is a predicted model, not a curated record. NCBI's taxonomy places the organism in Eukaryota, Viridiplantae, Streptophyta, Magnoliopsida, Malvales, Malvaceae.